CCGGUUCUCCGGUAACAAGAACAAGCGAGAAUCCGCAAACUGCGACCCGCCCCGACCCGCUCACACCCCGAGAGCCCCGCACGCAGACAUGAGCGGCAGCGGGCGGCCCAGGACCAGCUCCUUCGCUGAGCCGCCGGGAGGACCCGGAGCCGCCGCCGUUUCGGUCGCCGCUGGGGGAAGCGGCGCAGGAAAAACCGGGGUUGCGCAGGCCGCGGCAACCAGCUCCGGCUUUGGGAACCUCAAGCUCGGCCGGGACAGCGGGAAGGCCACGACAGUGAUGGCCACGCCAGGCCAAGGCCCGGACCGCCCACAGGAAGUGUCCUACACGGACAUCAAGGUGAUCGGGAACGGCUCAUUCGGAGUGGUGUACCAGGCACGGCUAGUCGAGUCCGGAGAGAUGGUCGCCAUAAAGAAGGUGCUGCAGGACAAGAGGUUCAAGAACCGCGAGCUGCAGAUCAUGAGAAAACUGGAGCACUGCAACAUUGUCAGGUUGCGCUAUUUCUUCUACUCCAGUGGGGAAAAGAAAGACGAGGUGUACUUGAAUCUGGUACUGGACUUCGUACCUGAAACGGUUUACAGAGUGGCUCGCCACUUCAGCAAAGCCAAACAGACCAUCCCCGUCAUCUAUGUAAAGGUUUAUAUGUACCAGCUGUUCAGGAGUCUAGCCUACAUCCAUUCCCAGGGCGUCUGUCACCGCGACAUCAAACCACAGAAUCUGCUGGUAGACCCGGAGACAGCCAUCCUCAAACUGUGCGACUUUGGCAGCGCGAAGCAGCUGGUGCGCGGCGAGCCCAACGUGUCCUACAUCUGCUCCCGGUAUUACCGUGCUCCCGAGCUCAUCUUCGGCGCCACGGACUACACCUCCAACAUCGACAUCUGGUCAGCGGGCUGCGUACUGGCCGAGCUGCUGCUGGGACAGCCCAUCUUCCCGGGGGACAGCGGCGUGGACCAGCUGGUGGAGAUCAUAAAGGUUUUGGGGACCCCAACCAGGGAACAGAUCCGUGAAAUGAACCCCAACUACACAGAGUUUAAAUUCCCGCAGAUCAAAGCACACCCCUGGACAAAGGUAUUUAAGCCUCGCACCCCCCCGGAAGCCAUCGCGCUCUGCUCUCGUCUGCUGGAGUACACGCCGGUCACACGCCUGUCCCCCCUGGAGGCGUGUGCUCACUCCUUCUUCGAUGAGCUCCGGGACCCGGGGGCCAGGCUGUCCAACGGGAGGGAGUUGCCCCACCUCUUCAACUUCAGCGCGGUCGAGAUGUCGAUCCAGCCUCAGCUCAACUCAGUUCUCAUUCCCCCCCACGCUCGCUCACAGUCUGCCACGCCUUCUUCCCACGGCGAGGGCAGUCUAGCCGCAGACAGCAGUCCAGCCCAGUCAAGCAGCGGCACGGGGCCAGUCAACAGCGCCUCCUGAGUUGAAAGACUGCCCUGCUAACAACAAUAACCUCCAUCAUUCUCACCGCCCCUCCCACCAUACCACCCUGUGCAUCACUCCACCCAUCUGUCACUGUCUGUCUGUCUGUCUCUCACACAGACUUGAGUUCUCUCUCCGCCUCUAAAGCAUCUGGCAGCUAGGGGGCGCCGCAGGCAAACUCGAGAACCUGAAACUGAACCGAAGUGGCAGGCAAGCAAUCAAACGAGUCGCUAUUAGCAUUUUUUAUUUUUAUUUUUUUUGUACUUUGUUGAUAUCAUAGUUGUAUUAGUAAUAAUGAUAUUGUCGUUCUUGUUGGUGUUGGUAUGGAAAAAUUUAUGUAUAAAGAGAAUUUUUUUUUUUUAAUCUUUACAACCAGAGAUCUUUUUUUUUU
This is a messenger RNA of Polyodon spathula (Mississippi paddlefish), 1802 nucleotides long. RefSeq names its product glycogen synthase kinase-3 beta-like. The record is from RefSeq and is a predicted model, not a curated record. The transcript has 10 exons. Gene Ontology annotation, molecular function: ATP binding; protein serine/threonine kinase activity. Bases 89 to 1411 code for a protein of 440 amino acids. Gene Ontology annotation, biological process: insulin receptor signaling pathway; negative regulation of TOR signaling; negative regulation of canonical Wnt signaling pathway. Gene Ontology annotation, cellular component: cytoplasm; cytosol; nucleus. Lineage: Eukaryota; Metazoa; Chordata; Actinopteri; Acipenseriformes; Polyodontidae.